AAAAAAAAAACUAGCACAAAAUUCCUAAACCCUUUACCUCGCCCACUAAACUAAACCGCUUGCGAAACCCUGAACUGGACUUCCUAGCUCCCGUUCACCCCAUUUUUGCCCUCUGCCCCGCCGCGCCGCCGCCUGUAGAGUAAAUCAAGGAAACGGGAACAAAAGGAUGGCGAAAGGAGACGAUGCUGUGGCGAGGAAGAAGAACAAAUCUAGAAGGAAGAAGAUGAACAGUGACACUUCUUCUUCAGCUGUAUCAGUUCGUGUUGCUUCCAUUAUUGCCGCCAAAAAACGUCGGCUCUCCGGGAAGCGACGCCAGUGUCAGGGAAUGUGUUUUAGUCUUCCAACUCCAGAUGACCCCUUCAAUGACAGGAGUGGCAAAACUGAUUUCUCAAAGAAGGAUUCUAAAAAGACCCAAGUGAAAGAGAAGAAAGCUGUAAAACAGAAGAGUGCUCUAUCAAAUGGAGAAUCUAGGGGGAAGAGUGAGGGGAAAUUGGGGUUUCCGGAAAAGAGAGCUUUGAAUAAUGAUGAAAGCACAACCAUUCAUCUGGAGAAACAUGCUAGCAAAAGCAAUCAUCAAAGGCAGGCCGGUGGGAACUCAGGUUGCCCAUCCAAGUUCCUUCUAUUGUGCUUAAAUGCCAUAGAAAGUGCAUUGCGCCUAGAGGGUCUAUAUGGCAAGGAGGAGGACAAGCCUUUGUUUGUUGAUCCAUGGGGAGUUGAGUUUCUGAAAUGUUAUGCUGGUGGGAAAGACAUAAUGGAGACAAGUGGCUCUUCUUGUACUAUUGAGCAAAUGGCCUGGAUGGUUUCGAUUGCUGCCGAUUCCAUCACUAGAAAGGAAAAGGAAGGACUGUCAUUCACAGGCCCAUUUCUUCUUUUCCUUGUGUCAUCCCAGGAAAAGGCCAUACAGGUACGAUCUGUCUGCAAGCCUCUGAAACCACUUGGCAUUCAUACAGUCAGCUUACAUCCUGGUGCAUCCCUUGAACACCAGAUGAAUGGUUUGAAGAGUUGUGAACCUGAGUUUCUUGUAUCUACGCCUGAGAGACUCCUGGAGCUUGUUUCCUUGAAGGCUAUCAACAUAUCUGACGUCUCCUUUCUGGUUGUUGAUGAACUAGAACCACUUUCCAAAGAUGGAAGCCUCGAUGCUCUAAAUUCUAUCAGGCAAUCAAUUUCUGGAAGUUCUCGUGUUGUGGUGUUCGGCAAUCAUAAUUCCUCCCCAGCCAUUCAAAAGCUUCUCCCUGGACCAGUUUCUAGACUGUCUCUUGAUCAAUCUGUCCGCCAUCAGAGUGCACACAUCGGGCAGAAGAUAAAUGUUUGCCCUUCUGCACCAGAAAAAAUUCUGAAGAUGCUUGACUCAAGAAGACACGCUACGUUCUGCGCACCUUCCUGAAAUUCUUUUGCAAUGUAGACAACCAGUGCCUGAAGCCUUGCGAGACUUGUAACUACCAUCAUCUACAUCGCCAUAAUGCGGAGGGGUUCGUUUCAAUCACAUUUACUCUCCCAUUCUUUCGCCCAUAAAGAUACCUCCUCCAAGGCAGCAAUGGCAAAAAACAGCUAGUCUGCUGGAAGGCACUAGUGCCAUGGAACGAAAGAAACAAGAACGGUAGAGCCGGAUACCCUAAUUACGCUGAAGGGUUUCCAUCAGAAGCUUCCUCAGGUGGCUGGAGCAGCAAUGGUUAGCAGUGUGGAAAAACAGAGACAACCUCAUGUACUUGUGUGGGGAGCAUUCUUGGUGAAAAGCAACUGUUUUUUUGUGGGGGUACGAGAACCCUGCCGUUGUUGGUGUAACAAGAAGAGACCUCCAUUAUUUCUUUCUUGCUGCAAACUUCGGAUAUGGAAUUUUGCAAAUGUCUGGUAUAUGAUCUGGAACCAGAAGAUUAUUAUAAUUGCUUUGUUAUCAUUGUUUUGACCAAGUUGCAACUGUGGAA
Linum tenue is the source of this 1922-nucleotide messenger RNA. Lineage: Eukaryota; Viridiplantae; Streptophyta; Magnoliopsida; Malpighiales; Linaceae. The record is from the annotation of a GenBank genome assembly.